AGUAACCUCUCAUUUAGUCAAAUGUCACCAAGUAACAAUUCAUUAUUGUUUGGAAAAAGAUUUCCAGUAUCAUCCUCUAUCCUGUGUGCAAAGGAAUCUUUCUUUAAAGACAUGUUUUUGUUCUAUUGAGUAGGUCUACAUACUUGUUCUCAUCAUUGCACAGGCAUUGAUUACCUGCACAAAACUGCAGCUUUGUAUUAAUUAACUACUGCCACAAACUUCAACAACAUGCUACUAUUUGUCUGUUGCAUGCAGUUGUACAUAAGGGAAAAAAAGAAUAUGUCCGUGUGUUUUUUCUUUCUUUCUUUUUUCCUUUUUUUCCCCUCUCAUAUUCGAACAUUUUGGUUGAAUAGCUGUUCUUUUAUGUAGGCCCACGUACACUGUUAUGUCACCAGUCUGUCAGUCUUUGGCUUUUGUCAUUCUAAUUUGCUGCUUUGUUGCAGUGGAUUGUCUUGCCUCCUCGUGAAUUAACAAAAGCUUUGAGAGGGUACCCAGCAUCGCACGACUGUUUCCCGGGGAAACGUACCGGGUAAACAAGAGCCAAUCUCUGCGCAAGCGGGCGGCAGCGGAACCAGCAGCAGAUCUCGGAUUGUGAACUGGCGCACCAAAUUCCAUCCAACUCAGAGAAAGACAGCUCAAGGACCGGAUAGGAAAGGAAGCAUGCGGCGCGCCACUUCAGCUGGGUACCGUUUACCGGACCGACCCAAUGGUCCUCUCGCCUCUCAGUCCUCAGGCUCAGUGUUCAGACAUUCAGCGGGCAGGACACGAAACACCGGUGAGAUACCAGCGCAAGACGACGAUACCCGAGAUCCGGUAAAGCAGGACCAAGUUUGGAGAGAGUUUGUGCGCACGGAGCGAAUCGGUGUGAAAGAAUGGGAGAAGAACUGGAGUUUCCUCAUGAACUUUUACCAGCUGGGUCAUCCACAUACAGAAACUCCUCUCUCCAGCUCGGUGUCUUUAUACUCAGACAGAGUCCCAAACACCAGAAACCAAAUGUUUGGCAGCGGCUUGUACACUGAGCUGGGCAAAGAGCUGAUUUACCUGGACAAUCUGCUAAUCCUGACAGAAAACCACCGCAAGACCAAAAGGAAUCCAGAGAUGCUACCCUGCUGAGGUUUACCAGGCAAAGCAAAACCUUCUAGCAGAGAUUCUCUAGAGACCUUCCCUUGGGUCGUUCUGUUUGUCAUGCCUUUACUUAUAGACAAUCUCAAGGUUGUUCAGUGGUUGGCUGUUUGUUUUAUAAAAAAUUUUUUUUUCUCUCGACAGCCUAAAUACCAGCUGCCAACCUGUGUAUGUAUGGGUGUGUUUGUUGUUUGUUCGUGUGUUGAGAGCUUGUUUUUAUAGAUUUUCUGUUGACAUUAAUAUGCAUCCCUCAGAGUACUGUAAUAUGUUGAUAAAGGCAUUAAAAAGAUGAUCCUGAUUUUAGAAUAUACUAUUUGCAUAUUCAUUUUUUAGAUAAACACUGUUACUCAGUGUAUAAAUGCUAAUUAGUUACAGAACUGGAUUAAAACUCCUAGAUCAGAGAGAUUUAUUUUUCUGUACUUGAAAGGGUUAGAUUGGUUUGCAUCUCAAGAGAAAAGAGGAAUUAGAUGUGUCAGGUAAUUCUUCACAGUUCAGUUUACAAACAGUCCUAGCCAAUUUAGACAUUUUAUCCAUGGAACAUUAGAGGAUUAGAACUGGAAUAUUUUGCCAAGACCUUCUACAUUUGUUAUGUUGAAAAAUAUAAAUCUGAUCUUGCCGAAUUAUAUUCCAAUAAAGUUGUUCUCCUUUUAAGCGGC
Molecule: messenger RNA, 1778 nt
Organism: Carassius auratus (goldfish)
Lineage: Eukaryota; Metazoa; Chordata; Actinopteri; Cypriniformes; Cyprinidae
Exons: 4
Coding region: 661-1113 (150 amino acids)
Source: RefSeq, a predicted model, not a curated record